Messenger RNA from Zingiber officinale, 1349 nucleotides. Its product is annotated as probable prolyl 4-hydroxylase 3. Gene Ontology annotation, cellular component: endoplasmic reticulum. NCBI's taxonomy places the organism in Eukaryota, Viridiplantae, Streptophyta, Magnoliopsida, Zingiberales, Zingiberaceae. Bases 110 to 988 code for a protein of 292 amino acids. The record is from RefSeq and is a predicted model, not a curated record. The transcript is spliced from 9 exons. Gene Ontology annotation, molecular function: L-ascorbic acid binding; iron ion binding; procollagen-proline 4-dioxygenase activity. Gene Ontology annotation, biological process: peptidyl-proline hydroxylation to 4-hydroxy-L-proline.
GUUCGUCUCCCUUUUCCCAGCUUUCCUUCUCCGUUAGGAUUCUUCGAUUCACUGCCUUUGAUAUAGAAGCAAGGAUCGGCGAGGAGAAGUGCAGGUUCGGGGUUCGUCUAUGGCGUCGUCACUUCGGUCGCUGGCAAUGAGGGAGGCCCGAGGGGGGCGGUUGUACGCCCGCAUGUUCGUCGGUCGGAAGACCUCUAAAUCGACCUACUUCCUUGUCCUUCUGGCGCUUCUCGCCCUCUCGCUUGUACUGCUACUGCUUCUCCCCCUCCAUUUCGACGACGCUUCCAUCCCCCGCCUCCACAAGCACUUCCUGCGUGAACAGGAGGGUUUUGGGCAUCGAGGGCCACAGUGGACGGAGGUCGUCUCUUGGGAACCGCGAGCGUUUAUGUACCACAAUUUUCUGUCCAAGGAAGAAUGUGAGCAUUUUAUUAUGCUAGCAAAACCUCAUAUGAAGAAGUCAACAGUUAUUGAUAAUUCUAAUGGCAAGAGUAAGGACAGCAGGGUCCGGACAAGCACAGGCACAUUUCUCCAUCGGGCGCAAGAUAAUGUAAUCAAGGCUAUUGAGACGAGGAUAGCAAAUUAUACAUUUAUCCCAGUGGAACAUGGGGAAGGGCUUCAAGUUCUGCAUUAUGAUGUUGGGCAGAAAUAUGAACCUCAUUAUGACUAUUUCUAUGACAAAUUUAACAUUAAGAAUGGAGGUCAGCGAGUGGCUACUCUUCUAAUGUAUCUUUCGGAUGUUGAAGAAGGUGGUGAGACAGUUUUUCCCAAUGCCAAAGUAAACAGCAGUUCUUUACCAUGGUACAAUGAGUUAUCAGACUGCGGAAAAAGAGGUCUUGCUCUUAAGCCAAAGAUGGGAAAUGCAUUGCUUUUCUGGAGUAUGAAGCCUGAUGGCACUGUAGAUCCGUUAAGUUUACAUGGUUCGUGUCCUGUGAUCAAGGGAAAUAAGUGGUCUUCCACAAAGUGGAUGCAUGUACAUGGGUACCAUUGAUGCAAAGAUCUCGCUUGCCAAUCAUUGUUUGUCAAUCCCUCUUGGCCCGACAUAAUAGCAACAUUCUUCGAAGAUAUGCAAACGAACACAUUUUCCCAGUGGCAAACAAACAUCCUGUUUAUGAACAAAUUUUCAUCAGGACUUCAAAAGCAUAUUGCAUCAUGAUAUAUGGAAUAAAAAUGUUUAUCAACAUGUAUGCAAUAGAAUAAGAAUGUGCCUUGGUUUUUUCUCUCUCAAACUUCAGCUUGUACCACAAUUGAUGAGAGUUGAACACCAGGCUUCAUGCUUUGAGAUCAUACCAAACUUUAAUAGUUAAAAUGUUAGAUAUUUACAUGUUUAACAUGAUAAAGAUUAUAGUUAG